Messenger RNA from Verticillium dahliae VdLs.17, 723 nucleotides. Its product is annotated as mitochondrial import inner membrane translocase subunit TIM23. NCBI's taxonomy places the organism in Eukaryota, Fungi, Ascomycota, Sordariomycetes, Glomerellales, Plectosphaerellaceae. The record is from RefSeq and is a predicted model, not a curated record. Gene Ontology annotation, molecular function: transmembrane protein transporter activity. Gene Ontology annotation, biological process: protein import into mitochondrial matrix. The transcript has 2 exons. Gene Ontology annotation, cellular component: TIM23 mitochondrial import inner membrane translocase complex; mitochondrial inner membrane. The coding region runs from base 1 to 723 and encodes 240 amino acids.
AUGUCGUCUCUCUGGAACACUUUUAGCGGACAAAAGUCCUCGCAGAAGGACGCGGUCGCUACGUACGCCCCGGCGCAACCCUCCUCGCAGCCCAGAUCGACCCUCGAGUCUACGGCCUUCGACCCAUCCCAAGGACAAGGCGUCGAGGCCUUCCUCCAGAGCUCCAGCUUCUCCGAUCCCUCUCAACUACACCCUCUGUCCGGUCUCAACAAGGACACUCUCGAAUACCUCUCCCUCGAAGACGCCGCCCUCUCCGAUGUCCCAGGCGGCCAGUCCGUCCUUCCUUCGCGCGGCUUCACAGAUGAUCUCUGCUACGGCGCUGGCGUCACAUAUCUCACCGCCCUCGGCCUCGGAGGUGCUUGGGGCCUGCAGGAGGGUUUGAGGCGGUCCGUCAACCAGCCACCCAAGCUGCGCCUGAACUCCGUCCUCAACGCCGUCACCCGCCGUGGCCCCUUCCUUGGCAACUCCGCCGGCGUUGUCGCCAUCACCUACAACUGCUUCAACGGCGCCAUCGGGUACUUCAGGGGGAAGCACGACGCCGCCAACACCAUUGCCGCUGGCGCGUUGAGUGGCAUGCUCUUCAAGAGCACCCGGGGGCUCCGCCCCAUGCUCAUCUCUGGUGGUAUCGUUGCCGGUGUCGCCGGUGCCUGGGCUGUCACCCGCAGGACCUUCUUCACGAUCCCCGAGGUCAACGAGCGCGAGCACGAGCACGCCACUCUGUAA